GCUCAACUGUUUUUCGGAAAACAAUUUUCUUAUUUCCUGUAAUAGGUGCACUCAGUGACAAUGAAUGAAUGGCAUACUAUAGCUCUUUAUAACCUUCCUAAUUGUUUUUUGACACUGAACUUAUUUGCCAUAUAUUAAAGGUAAUGAAAAAAUAUUUCUAUAAAUUAAUGAAAAAGCUGGACACAUAAGAAAAAAGAAAAAAAUCAUAAACUCCUAUACUCAGAAAUACAUCGCUUCAUGGGAACAAAAACCCGAAUUUAAAGGUUGGCGGAGGAGCAGCAAGAAAGGGUCCAAUUAUGCAUUCUGCAAGGCAUGCAAUAAAGAUUUUAUAUGUGGCAAAUCCGAAAUCCAGAAACAUUCUUCAGGAAAACAACACACCAAAUUGUUAAAUCAUUACACACACAAGAAUUAUCUUUAAAUAACAAAAUCAAAACUGCUGAAUUCGAAUUGCAGCAUGUGCAGCUGAACAUAACAUUUCAUUUAAUACUUUUAGACCACUUAUCAGAAAUUAUUAGAAUAUCAUUUGACGAUUCAGAGAUUGCUAAAAAUUUCACAUGUUCUCGCACCCAAGCUACAGCUAUUGUCAAUAAUGUUUUAGGGCAGUACAGUUUUGAAAAUUCUAUUAAUUUAUUACAUACAAAUAAAUUUUCAUUAAUUGCUGAUGAAUCUACCGAUAAAGGCGCAAUUAAACAUUUAGCUUUAGUGGCACGUAUUUUUUUGAACAAAAAAUUACUGACUUGUUCUUUGGUCUACUGCCUGUAGCACAUGCAAUGGCAGAAGGACUUUACAACACUAUUGUAAAUUAUUUUUUAGAUUGUAAUAUUAAUUAUAAAGAAAAUCUAGUAGGGUUUGAAUCAGAUGGUGCAAGUGCUAAGAAAGAAUACUUGAGCAAUAGGGUGCUUUAAAAUUAUAUUUUACAGAUCAGUGCUACAAUAAAAAUGGCAUUCAAGCACAAAAUAUCUUAAAUUUUCUUCAAAAUCCAUCUACCAUAUUGUAUUUACAUUUUUACACUUUGUGCUGCCGUUUUUUAUGGAAUUAAAUUUAGAAAUGCAUUCCGAAAAUAUUAAAAUACACAUUUUGUAUAAACGAGUUGAACAUGUGUUAAGAAUAAUUUUGGAUUGUUACAUGAAAAAGGAUUAUUUAGAGAAAUCCAUUCUGCUAAACAAAUCAUUAGGGAUGCUAAAGUUGUAGCAACUGAUAUUUUUCUAUAUAACUUUGGUAUGUAAAAUUCCACUUAAAUUUUCAGUCG
Acanthoscelides obtectus is the source of this 1249-nucleotide messenger RNA. Lineage: Eukaryota; Metazoa; Arthropoda; Insecta; Coleoptera; Chrysomelidae. The record is from the annotation of a GenBank genome assembly.